UACAGUGACGUCACGAAGUGCCGUUCCACUACAUUUCCCAGGAUGCUCUGCCAACAGCGACGCCAUUGGCCGGCGCCGACGGAAAUGCACUUGACCGAGCGGAAGUAAGAGGAUCUCGGAGGCUAGGAAGGUGAAGAGGAGAGGACCUGCGAACCUAGCCAUCUUCAUCUCCCUCACUGAUUCAGCAUGGGGGAGAAGUCAGAAAAUGGUGGGGUUCCAGAGGACCUGUUCAAUGGUUUGAAAGUUACAGAUCCCCAGGAAGCAGAAUGUGCUGCCCCUGCCGCCUCUCAUACCAAAGACCACCAGCCCCAGAGCAAGCUGCUCAGGGAGGUUGAGGCUCAUCCGCAGGAGGAGCAGGGAGAAGAGGAGCACUUUCAUGACUGCAGCGCCUCCUUUGAGGAGGAGCCAGGUGUGGGCAAGGUUGAGGACAAACCUGAUGAUGGUGUGGAUUCCUCUGAGCUCGAUGAAGAAUACCUGAUGGAACUGGAAAAAAAUAUGCCAGAUGAAGAGAAACAGAAAAGGAGAGAAGAAAGCACUAGACUGAAGGAGGAAGGAAAUGAGCAGUUUAAGAAAGGAGAUUACAUAGAAGCUGAAAGUGCUUACAGUCACGCCCUUCAGAUGUGCCCGUCCUGCUUCCAGAAGGACAGGUCUGUUCUGUUCUCCAACAGAGCUGCUGCAAGGAUGAAACAGGACAAGAAAGAGAUGGCCAUCAGUGACUGCAGCAAAGCCAUCCGGUUAAACCCCAGCUACAUCAGGGCCCUGCUGCGCAGGGCGGAGCUGUACGAGAGCACUGACAAGCUCGACGAAGCCCUGGAGGACUACAAGUCCGUCCUGGAGAAAGACCCAUCAGUACACCCAGCAAGAGAAGCUUGUAUGAGAUUACCUAAGCAAAUCGAAGAACGAAACGAAAGACUAAAGGAAGAGAUGUUAGGUAAACUAAAAGACCUUGGGAACUUGGUUCUCCGACCUUUUGGACUCUCCACAGAAAAUUUCCAGAUCAAACAGGAUUCCUCUACUGGCUCCUACUCCAUCAAUUUUGUUCAAAAUCCAAAUAAUAACAGAUAACAAAGAUAACAGCUUUAAAAGCCCGCUAGUACGUUGUGUGCGGCUUGCUGGUAGCUGCCGAGUUUACCUUCUAAAAGCAUCUUAUCUCAGAGAUAGGCUCCCUCUCCCCGGUCCCGAUCAGGGAGAGCUGCUGCACUUCCUUGUGUGGUGAGCCUCAUUUGAUUUCCGUUUUAACUGGUGUCUGCACAGCUGCUGUCCUCGGUUCCGGCUGGCCUUUGUUGCGUCAGGGUGAAGCCUGUCGAGGCUGACCUCCCGAACCUCGCCAGCGUGCAAGCCCAGACAGUCUCUCCUGGACUGAGCAGACCUGCUGGCCGGAGACUGCGCACACGGGGCUGAUGGGGUCCUGCCUGCUGCCCCCGCUCCCCGAUCACGCGCGCCGCCCGGGCUGCUGUGUGUGGGCUCCUGAUUCACUCUGUGGUAAUAAAUGCUUUCUGU
Molecule: messenger RNA, 1500 nt
Organism: Phyllostomus discolor (pale spear-nosed bat)
Lineage: Eukaryota; Metazoa; Chordata; Mammalia; Chiroptera; Phyllostomidae
Gene: TTC1
Product: tetratricopeptide repeat domain 1
Exons: 8
Coding region: 187-1065 (292 amino acids)
Molecular function (GO): protein binding
Source: RefSeq, a predicted model, not a curated record